This is a messenger RNA of Oreochromis niloticus (Nile tilapia), 2858 nucleotides long. Its product is annotated as dystrophin. The record is from RefSeq and is a predicted model, not a curated record. Lineage: Eukaryota; Metazoa; Chordata; Actinopteri; Cichliformes; Cichlidae. Gene Ontology annotation, cellular component: sarcolemma. Gene Ontology annotation, molecular function: zinc ion binding. Bases 307 to 2223 code for a protein of 638 amino acids. The transcript is spliced from 17 exons. Gene Ontology annotation, biological process: muscle cell development; regulation of muscle system process; synaptic signaling.
CAAUAAUAUUUAGGUAUGUCAGGAUCUUUCUGGCUUGAAGCGUUUAUUUUGAAAUAGUAGGCGGAAGUCGUGCAUGUUGUAUGUUGGGACGUUGAUCCUUGUGUCUCGGUGGGUCAGUCAGCCUCUGCAGCCUACAACUAGCACUUACAAAGAGAAAACACAGGCUCCGCACAGUAAUCUCGGACGUCUCCCUCCGGCUGCAAAGGACGCUUGGUCGGACCGCGGAAGGGGCCGGCACAUCCCCUCUAUUCUGCCUGGGAAUCGGAUCGUUCUAUCACGCUCGGAAGAGGCUUUGAAAGGCCGGCGAUGCGAGAACAGCUUCGGAACCAUCAGACCCAGACAACAUGCUGGGACCAUCCCAAGAUGGCUGAGCUCUACCAGUCUUUGGCCGAUCUGAACAAUGUUCGGUUCUCAGCCUACCGCACAGCCAUGAAGCUCAGACGCUUGCAGAAGGCUCUCUGCUUGGACCUGUUGAGCAUGCCGACAGCUUGUGAGAUAUUUGACCAGCACGGUUUGAAGCAGAACGAGCAGCUGCUGGACAUCUCUCAGCUGGUCACCUGUCUCACAAGCCUCUACCAGCGACUUGAGCAGAACCACUCCCACUUGGUCAAUGUCCCGCUGUGCGUUGACAUGUGUCUCAACUGGCUGCUUAACGUCUACGACACUGGUCGCACUGGAAAGAUCAGAUCUCUGUCAUUCAAAACUGGAAUCAUCUCACUCUGCAAGGCUCAUUUGGAGGAUAAAUACAGAUUCCUGUUCCGGCAGGUUGCCAGUGCAACAGGAUUCUGUGACCAGCGUCGACUGGGGCUCCUUCUGCACGACUCCAUUCAGAUCCCCCGACAACUUGGCGAGGUUGCCUCCUUCGGCGGCUCCAACAUUGAGCCCUCCGUCCGCAGCUGCUUUCAGUUUGCCAACAACAAGCCUGAGCUUGAGGCCACCAUGUUCCUGGACUGGAUGCGCCUGGAGCCUCAGUCCAUGGUGUGGUUACCUGUCCUUCAUCGCGUCGCUGCUGCAGAGACUGCCAAACACCAGGCCAAGUGCAACAUCUGCAAGGAAUGUCCAAUCAUAGGCUUCAGAUAUCGGAGCCUAAAACAUUUCAACUAUGACAUUUGUCAAAGCUGCUUUUUCUCUGGCCGUGUUGCAAAGGGGCACAAGAUGCAGUACCCCAUGGUUGAGUACUGCACCCCGACUACAUCAGGAGAGGAUGUCCGGGACUUUGCCAAGGUGCUGAAGAACAAAUUCAGGACCAAGCGUUACUUCGCCAAACACCCACGGAUGGGCUACCUGCCCGUCCAGACCAUCCUGGAAGGAGACAACAUGGAAACUCCUGUCACACUGAUCAACUUCUGGCCUGUAGACCAUGCGCCUGGAUCAUCCCCUCAGCUCUCACAUGACGACACACACACACGGAUCGAGCACUAUGCCAACCGGUUAGCAGAAAUGGAGAAUCGUAAUGGCUCUUAUCUCACUGACAGUAUCUCACCCAAUGAGAGCAUCGAUGACGAGCACAUGUUGAUCCAGCACUACUGCCAGUCUCUGAACCAAGGCUCUCCUCUCAGCCAGCCCCGCAGCCCCGCCCAGAUCCUCAUCUCCAUGGAGACAGAGGAGAAGGGAGAGCUGGAGAGGGUCCUUAAUGACCUGGAGCAGGAGAACAGGAAACUACAAGCAGAGUACGACCGCCUGAAGAAGACACACGACAGAAAGGGUCUUUCCCCACUGCCAUCGCCCCCAGAGAUGCUACCAGUGUCGCCACAGUGCACACGUGAUGCUGAGCUUAUCGCUGAGGCUAAGCUGCUACGGCAACAUAAAGGCCGUCUAGAGGCCCGGAUGCAGAUACUGGAGGACCACAACAAACAGCUGGAGUCUCAGCUUCACAGACUGAGACAGCUCCUGGAGCAGACGGAUUCCAAGGUAAACGGCACAGCUCUGUCCUCCCCAUCCACCUCCUCUCAGCGUUCCGACUCCUCUCUCCCUCUGCUUCGUGUGGCUGCCAGCCAAACUACUGAUACAAUGGGUGAUGAUGAGCUGUCCAGCCCAUCCCAAGAUGCAGCUGGGCUGGAGGAAGUGAUGGAACAGCUCAACAAUUCUUUCCCUCAAAGUCAGGGUCCCAGCAUUGGCAGUUUGUUUCACAUGGCUGAUGAUCUGGGCCGUGCCAUGGAGUCACUGGUCAGUGUGAUGACGGACGAAAGGAGCACCAAACAGCACGAGGCCCUGCACUUCUGAUCCUGCCUUUAAUCUUCAGCCCUAACACCCCUCUCUCCUCCGUCCCUCCCUACUUUCCUACCUAUCGCAUGCUUUUCUAGUCAAAACAACUGGAUUGGAAACAGUUUACAAAGAGAAUAUAUAUAUAUAUAUAUAUAUAUAACAUUUAUUUUUGUGAAAGAUUAAAGUUCCAGCAAUGUCUCAUCAAAAAAGUACAUGUAGAUUUCAGUAGUUUCUUAAAAUGUCCUAAAGUUGUUUUAUUAUGAAGAGAGGCUGUUUUUGGUUUUUUUUAGCUUUUGUUUUUUAACGUCUAUGCAAUUGUACAAAACAACAAUGGGGCUAUGGGUUGGGGGUUGAGAUACAAAGAAGUAUGGUCAUAUAUUUGCCAUCUCUUUGUAACUGGGGAAACUAAAUAUUUGUAUCAAAAAUGAAUGAUUGAAAUAAUAAGGGUGCUUUAUAAGAGAAAACAUGUCUUUGUAAAACAUACACUACUGUCACAGUAAUGCAGACCUAAUGGAUCCUUAAAGUAGAAUGUCUGCAAGACUGUAUGGAUGUGUGUUUGGUUGUGUAUGUGGUGGUGCCUAAAUUUCAUAUUGCAAUCCUUUUUUCCAAAAAGUUGAGAAGCUAUGUAAGAGGUCAAUAAAAGGAAAAAUCAA